AUGCUCUCCAAAAUGGGGGUGCUCUUCCGCAAAAGACGCAAGAAUGCUUUGUAUGCACAGAUUGAAGAGCGGCAUUCACACUGGGAGGUUGAGAAGCUUACGGCCGCCAAUUCGAAACUCCGCUUGGACCUUCACAACGCAAGGAUGAGAAGUGCCAAGCUCAAGAGACAAGUCGCCAUGUAUGAUCUUCUCUUCGCACACAUUCAGUCACGCGUUGGGCACGCUGCAAUUGACAAUUUGGAACAGGACGAUCCCUCCCAGCCGCCUAGCCCCCUUGUAAGCCCCAAGACGGAUUCGAGUCCCCAAUGGAUUGGCGAUCUUUGGAUCUGCUCAGACAGCGAUUACCUAAAAGCUGCUGAGAACUACUGGAAAGACGGCGACCCGCACACUGCGUUGACCAUUGUGGACAAUGCUAUCCAUACCAACCCGUUCCUGUCGGUUGUCGAGGAACUCCAUUGUCGCGUGUUUGCUGCUGCGGCCUUACAUGCCACCGGUAGGUACGAGACAUCCAAUGCCCAUUUGCAGCGUGUGCUUCAAACCAUUUCGAUUGGGCCCGAGCCUUCAUACCGACCAUAUCGCGAUAUAAUGGGCAUUGCAUAUUACAUCGAGGGACGGAAUUUCUUGGAACUGGAAGAGUUUGACAAGGCUUUCUGGUCGUUGUCGCGGGCUCUAAAGACCCAAACUCGCGGAUACGAAAUUAAAGCCGGGGAGUUUCAAACGAAAACGAUCGAGGAUUUCACACGAAAGGAAGCAUGUGAGGAUGCUGCACCUGAUGCGGGAUCUCUUCGUCUGAUCAGUCGGAACAAGGAGAAUUUGGAUUAA
Molecule: messenger RNA, 822 nt
Organism: Penicillium canariense
Lineage: Eukaryota; Fungi; Ascomycota; Eurotiomycetes; Eurotiales; Aspergillaceae
Exons: 1
Coding region: 1-822 (273 amino acids)
Molecular function (GO): protein binding
Source: RefSeq, a predicted model, not a curated record